UUUUACAUUGAUGGCCAACCUACCAUUUAAAUCGAAUAGGUUAAAAACAAACCGAUCGAAAUUUAUCACAAAAAAAACAUGGCGAACCCAGACGAUACCCAGCCAUUGUUAGAUCCGCCAGAAACUUUCGAUGCUUCUUCACCACAGUCUGAAGUAGCAGACAACAACAGCUUAGUAAAUGACGAUGUACAGGAUGGAUCAUUAAGCGGUUCACCACCACCUCCCUAUGGGGAUGCACCCCCACCUUAUAGUGGAUCUUAUAAUCCUGCUGUGCAACCACCCCCAGCAGGUGUCAUGGGGGAACCCACAGUUGUAUGUAGGGUAUGUCAACAGCUGGUAUUUAUCAGAGGCAGAGAAGGACAACGUGUAGUCAAAUGUUCAAACUGUCACGAAGCUACACCUAUAAAAGCUCCUCCUGCUGGGAAAAAAUAUAUUCGAUGUCCGUGUAAUGCGUUACUGACUUGUCGUGCAACUUCAACAAGGAUAUCAUGUCCAAGAGCUAACUGUAAACGUGUUAUAAAUGUAGGUGGUGGACCACCUGCAUCAGCUCCAGUACCGAAUGUUCAGCCUGGUGAUGCAAGAAUACGCGUGACGUGUGGUCAUUGCAAUGAAACGUUUGUGUUCCGAACGACUGCACAUCUUGCACGAUGUCCAUAUUGUCGAAAAGUAUCGUCAGUUGGACCACAGUUCGCUAAAAAUCGUGCCCUUGCUUGUGCUAUUGCGGGCGUUUUAUUUCUUGCGAUGGGCGUAGGCGUUACAGUUGGCACGUUGGAGCUAGCUAAACAAUCUGGAGGUAUUUAUGUGUUAUGGAUAGGUGCUUUUAUUAGCGGCUUGUUGUUUCUCAUUCGUAGUUGCUACUACUGCACUAUGACAAUCAGUCAGAUCGAGGGACAGUCAUGAUGUAAAAACGAAUUCGUGAAAAAACUCAAAAGCACUAAAAUAAUUCCACCUUUGUGUUUUCACGAAGUGUUCGGGGUUUAUUCAGCUAGAAUCCCUUCUUAAGGGAAAGUUUUAUUCUAAUCUUUUUUCAAACGCAUUAUUGAAGUCGACUUACCGAUUUAACAUUUGUCAAGUCACCAACGCCAUGCCGACAUUUUUUAUGUGACAACAUGUCUCAUGUCAAUCUCAAUGGUAUUUGAUUUUAAUAAAGCUUUAUGAAAUUAUCAUAUUUUCAAAUUUUUUCCUCUCAGUUAGAAAUUGUAAAUAAUAUGUCUGAUUUUUAUACACCGCCGUUCUGGUUAUUGAAAUUUUUGUUAUUUUUUACAAUAAUGUACAAUGUACGGUUAAGGGAUUUCUUUUUUUUAAUCCUUUCCAAAAACAAGGGCGGGUGUACUAACGCCUUUAACUUAAGGUUGAAAUACCACCCUCGCGACUGAAAAAAUAAAGUUAAUACCAUAGUAUAUAGGCGAUUUCCUAUUUUCUUUUUUUCUUCUUCUUUUGCAUCCUAAUAUAUAUAAUAUAUAUAUAUAUGUAUUCGGGAAAUUAUGAUUCCGUUGGGUGGAGAAUUUUGCGUCGAAGAGGUUACAUUCGUUUUUUUUCAAAAUAUUUCGUGACUCCUGAACAUUUUUCCAAUACUUAAUAUGGAGGAUUAAAACUGUGCAUUGGAGAAAAUUCACAUCAAUUAGAAAUUUUUUUUCCGCUUUUGCCGUGUCUAUCUAAUUUUGCUUUCAUACGAGUGUUCUUCGUCGCUUUUCUGUCUAUGGAAGGUUUAUUAUGACAGUGAAUCAACUGGUCAGCGUUUGACAACAAAAACCUGCAUAUUUGUAUAUAUGAAUUUGUGCUAAUUUUUCGCUGUUUAUUUUUUGUCGCUCAACAGACCAGAUUGUAACCACCUGUUGUAUGAUUUUAUAGAAAAAAAAAGUAUGAUAACACAAAUUUAAAAA
This is a messenger RNA of Hydractinia symbiolongicarpus, 1883 nucleotides long. RefSeq names its product type 2 phosphatidylinositol 4,5-bisphosphate 4-phosphatase-like. Gene Ontology annotation, biological process: phosphatidylinositol dephosphorylation. NCBI's taxonomy places the organism in Eukaryota, Metazoa, Cnidaria, Hydrozoa, Anthoathecata, Hydractiniidae. Bases 79 to 900 code for a protein of 273 amino acids. The transcript is spliced from 9 exons. Gene Ontology annotation, molecular function: phosphatidylinositol-4,5-bisphosphate 4-phosphatase activity. Gene Ontology annotation, cellular component: phagocytic vesicle membrane; late endosome membrane; plasma membrane. The record is from RefSeq and is a predicted model, not a curated record.